UUAGAUUAGGCGAGGAUAACCUUUAAUAUCCGCUGAAAUGUUGAACUUCUAAAUUCCCGAUGUCCCUGAAGGCAGCAUUUGGCUCUGUGCGUGUAGGCAGUUACAUCAAGUAUACUUUGCUUUAGAUGCUUCAGUUUAUCAUGUGUUUUCAUCAGCCUCGCAGUGAAAUAGCUGCUAGUUAGCGAUGUUAAGACUUUAAGAACAAGAGGAGGAGGUGACAAAACAACAGAAGAACCACCACCAACUUGCUGUCCAAUAAAACAAGCAGUUAGUUGUAGGCAGAAGCAGAUCCCGGAACUAGAGACGGUAGGAAACGAGCUAGUUUGCUCGCUUUUUGUUGACAGUUUUCUAGCUGUCAAACCAACCACCACGACCUCGUUCAAAGUCACUGUACUCAGCUAAAUAACUACUUAACCAGACGUUCAUUUAGUGGCUUUGCUAGACUUGUUUUUGGUAGAAGUUUCCGUCACUUUGAACCCACUUGAAGAUCUUGAGAGAUGGCAUCGAGAGGAGGAUUCACGACGAUGAAUCUGAACACCAUGAACGUUGGGCAUGCUGCGGGCAUGAGGUUGCCAGGUUUGCCCCAAACUCCGGCGGGAUACCCCCGAAGCAUGAGCAACGCUCCCCAGUACCCCCAGCGCCCAGGGAUGCCAUCCAACAGAGUGGGGGGCCCCAUGGGGUCAAUGGGGGGCCAGCUGCCUGGUCCUUCUUAUGGCGGUGGGAACAUGUCCAUGCGGCAAGGCAUGGGUCCUCCAAGCAUGGACGCGUCGAGGAAACGCUUCCUUCAUCUGCAUCAACAGCAGCAGCAAGAGGCGCUGGGAGGCCUAAGACGAGGAGCAAAAAGACGCAAGAUGGCCGACAAGGUUCUCCCACAGAGGAUCCGAGACCUGGUCCCAGAGUCCCAGGCCUACAUGGAUCUCUUGGCGUUUGAGAGGAAACUGGAUCAGACCAUCGCCCGGAAGCGCAUGGAGAUUCAGGAGGCCAUCAAGAAGCCCAUUAUGCAAAAACGCAAGCUCAGGAUCUACAUCUCUAACACGUACACCCCCGGCAAGCCGGAGGGUGAGGACGCAGAGAAGGUGUCCUCCUGGGAGCUGAGAGUGGAGGGAAAACUUCUGGAGGAACCUGGCAAGCAGAAGAGGAAGUUCUCAUCUUUCUUCAAAAGCCUGGUGAUUGAGCUUGAUAAGGAGCUCUAUGGACCUGACAACCACUUAGUAGAGUGGCACAGAAUGCCCACCACUCAGGAGACGGAUGGUUUCCAGGUCAAAAGGCCCGGCGACGUGAAUGUUAAAUGCACCCUCCUGCUCAUGCUCGACCACCAGCCCCCUCAGUACAAACUGGAUCCCCGGCUGGCUCGCCUGCUGGGUGUGCACACACAGACGCGGGCCAGCAUCAUGCAAGCCCUUUGGCUCUACAUCAAGAACAACAAGCUGCAGGAUUGUCACGAGAAGGAGUACAUCAACUGCAACCGCUAUUUCAGACAGAUCUUCGGCUGUCCACGCAUGAGGUUCUCUGAGAUUCCCAUGAAACUGGCUGGCCUGCUGCAGCACCCUGAUCCCAUCAUUAUCAAUCACAUGAUUAGUGUGGACCCAAACGAUCAGAAGAAGACGGCGUGCUAUGACAUUGAUGUGGAGGUGGACGACCCACUGAAGGGCCAGAUGAACAGUUUCCUGUCCUCUACAACCAACCAGCAGGAAAUUGCUGCGCUGGAGAUGAAGAUUCAUGAGACGAUUGAGUACAUCAACCAGCUGAAGACCGAGAGAGACUUUAUGCUGAGCUUCAGCAACAAACCACAGGACUUCAUCCAAGACUGGCUCAAGUCUCAGUGCAGAGAUCUGAAGUUGAUGACGGAUGUGACAGGAAACCCCGAGGAGGAGAGGAGGACUGAGUUCUACGAGGCGCCCUGGGUACCAGAGGCAGUGGGCAGAUACGUUUACUCCAGAUUGCAGCAGAGAAGACAAGAGCUGGAGCAGGUGCUGGGUAUCCGACUCACCUAAAGACACAUUCCAGAGAUGUUUAUUCAUCAAAUGUUAACGUCUACUCAAUCGAAAUUGGAUUUGCUUGGAAAAGAAAUAAGCUAAUGUUGCAGCUUAAAAGCCAUCCUCACUGACAUGGUAUGAUAGACCAGCUUCUAAGUGGGAUGCAUAUAAUAUAAUAGUUUUAAAAUCAACAAAGUAUACGGGACCAAAGUGAUUAACAUAUCCCUGAUAAUACAGUAUGUUUGCCUUGCAUUGUCUGUCAUUUUGAGCCUGUUCAAAUAAUCGUUCGCCUUGUUUUGCAGUAUGUUUCGUUUAUGGUACAAUAUCAUUUUAAGCAUUGGUGCUGUCUAGGUGUUUUUCACCAUCAUAUUGUUUGCUAUUUUGAAAAGGGUGUCUGUUUACCUUCCCAUUUGAAGCCAUAACCUUUACAAAGGAACAAUACCUGAUUGUAGAAUUAAGCUUUUCAUUCAAAAUAUAUAUCCAUACUUAUAACAUUUUACAACAGAAAUAUAUAUAUUUUAGUUCAAAAAAUACAUUUAGAUAAUAUGGUUUAUAUUCGUUAAAAACAUAGGAAUUCUUCAGAUGUCUCAUGAGUUGGACAGGAACUGAUAUGCCAACAAUAAUUGCUUGUAUGGGUGGAUAUAUCAUUUGAAAUGAAACAUUUCUUUGCUGUGCAAGAAAGCUUGAUUGAGCUCCUUAUUUGAGUCCACUGUCCAGCUGUAAAUCAGCAGCAGUUUGUUUCCACUUCUGGGAUGUUUACAUGCUGUUUUCAUUUGUUAUUGGGGUUGUCGGGGUUAUUGUAAUGCCAGGAAGAGGAACUGUGGCAGGCUGUUUGGAUCGAAGGGUUCUUCCUGGAAGAUCCAUACCUCCCAAGAAGGUUAACUGGUAUUAAUAAUAUAGGAAUGCAGUUGUAGUGUGUCAACUAAACAAUGCACCAAAUUGUUGUGUACAGUUUACAGUUCUAUGAGUUAACUUUUCAUUGAAAUGCUAUUUUGUUAAGAUUUUGUAUGAGAGGGUUUCCUGAAUUUAUUUUAAACAUUCCAUGUUAACAGAUAUCACUGUGCCAAAAUUUGUAUUUGGAAAAAGGCACUUAGAAUUUGAGAAAUGUUGUGUACAAAAUAUAUUUGUUUUGUACAGCUUCUUUGUAAAAUGUUUGCAUGUUGCAUGUCAAUCAAAAGCCUUUAUCUUUUAUACAUUUGGAGUAUUUUACAAUUUUACAAUAAAUAUACUUGUUUGUUAUUUCA
Molecule: messenger RNA, 3220 nt
Organism: Sebastes umbrosus (honeycomb rockfish)
Lineage: Eukaryota; Metazoa; Chordata; Actinopteri; Perciformes; Sebastidae
Gene: smarcd2
Product: SWI/SNF related, matrix associated, actin dependent regulator of chromatin, subfamily d, member 2
Exons: 13
Coding region: 498-1994 (498 amino acids)
Biological process (GO): regulation of transcription by RNA polymerase II
Cellular component (GO): SWI/SNF complex; nucleus
Source: RefSeq, a predicted model, not a curated record